Messenger RNA from Chlamydomonas reinhardtii, 2891 nucleotides. RefSeq lists its product as uncharacterized. The record is from RefSeq and is a predicted model, not a curated record. Lineage: Eukaryota; Viridiplantae; Chlorophyta; Chlorophyceae; Chlamydomonadales; Chlamydomonadaceae. The transcript has 11 exons. Gene Ontology annotation, molecular function: flavin adenine dinucleotide binding; sarcosine oxidase activity. Bases 275 to 1798 code for a protein of 507 amino acids.
CAUAUACCUGGUAUGUGUACCGCUUCCAGCUGAGCCUGUGAUGUACAGAGGGACUGCGCGCGAUUGCUAAUUUGUCGGGCAUGUCGACAGGCGCUUUCUGCGAUAGGAGCCUCCCUUGACAGUCGCACACGGCUGCUGUGACAGCAGCAUAGCCAGCAGUGCAUGACGGAAGCGGGUUAAAGCCGCAUACUGUACACGCCGGGCCCAGGCCACCAAACCUCGCCCGUGCUUUCCUGGAGGGUGGCCGACCUUGCCAAGGGCCGGCUCCAUCCUAAUGGCGGCAUCAGCUAGAGCCUCUAUAACACCCCUGACACGCAAGCUUGCUGCUAGCCCAGCAGCCUUGUGCCCUGCACGGGGCUUCUGUGGUGGCCGCCGAGGACUGGGCGCCACGCCAGGUGUUGCAGACGCAGCAACAAAACACUAUGAUGCGGUGGUGGUGGGCCUGGGCGCCUUCGGCAGUGCGGCGUUGUACCACCUCGCCAAGUCGGGACUGAAGGUGCUGGGCAUUGAGCGGCACAGCCCCGUGGGUCACGGCCUGGGCUCCUCGCACGGCGCCAGUCGCAUCAUCCGCAUGGCCUACUUCGAGGGACUGCAGUACGGCCCGCUGCUGAAGCGGAGCCUGCAGCUGUUCCUGGACCUACAAGAAGAGGUGGCGGCGCGGGGCAGCCAGCAGGGGGCGGGGGGCCAGCACGAGCAGCUGUUCACACGCACAGGCAUGUUGGACGUGGGGUCCGUGUUUGAGCGCUCGCUGGAGUCGGCGCGCGUGCACCACCUGCAGCACGAGGUGCUAACAGGGGCAGAGCUGAACAAGCGGUUCCCAGCCUACCGGGUGCCGGAGCACUGGCAGGCGCUGCUGCAGCCAGACGGGGGCGUGCUGGCACCGGAGCGCAUCGUGCAGGCGCACGUGCGGCUGGCACAGGUGCUGGGCGCUGACGUGGCGGUGGGGGAGGCCGUCACGCACUGGCAGGUGGAGGGAGACGGCUCGCCGGGUGCCGGCGUGACGCUGCGGCUGGCGCCGGCGGGGGGUGGUGGCGGCGGCGCUGAGCGGCAGGUGGCGGCGGCGGCGGUUGUGAUGACUCCGGGGCCCUGGAUCGGUCAGCUGGUGCCGGAGCUGGCGGACCUGUGCGUGCCGGAGCGGCAGGUGGUGGGCUGGUUCCAGAUCGAACCGUCUGCGCGGCCGCACUUCUCGCCUGAGCGCUUCCCGGUGUUUGUGAUCGAGGAGUCCCCGGGCGGUGCCGCAUACUACGGCUUCCCCGAGCACGGCGACCUGCCAGGCUUCAAGAUCGGCCUGUACCGCCACCUGCGCGAGCAGCUGCGCGGCCCCGGCGCCGUGGACGGCGUGCGGCGCUCCGCCGACGCCGCCGACGAGGCCGCGCUGCGCGCCGGCGCCGCCGCCUACUUUCCCGCCGCCGGGUCCGGCGCGCUGUUGCACGCCAGCGCCUGCUACUUCACAAACACGCCGGACGGGCACUUCCUUGUGGACCGGCACCCGCGCCACCCGCAGGUCAUUUUGUGCUCGGCCUGCUCCGGACACGGCUUCAAAAUGAGUUCCGGCAUUGGGCAGCUGAUGGCGCGCAUGGUGCUGGACGGGCCGCCGGGCGGCAGCAGCAGCAGGAGCAGCAGCAGCAGUAGCAGCAGCAGCAGCAGCAGCAGCAGCAGUAGCAGCAGUAGCAGUAUCAGCAGUAGCGGGGCGGCGGCGGGCGGAGCUGGCGGCAGCUGGGCGGAGCUGCUGCCGUUUCGCUUUGACCCGGAGGGGCGGCCGGGGCACAGGGAGGCGCUCGCGCGCUUCCUGCGGUGACGUGGCCUUGCCUCUAGCUGCUGGCGGCGGUGUUGCAGUCCGCCCGAGUGCCGUAUGGGGCGCGCGGCUGUCUGUGUCAAGAGUGCAGUUGCCUCCGGGUUGUGGCUGCCUUGGCUCACAGCACGUCCGCGUGCGCCUCUUGUGCGCUCGCGCUGGUUACGUGCGUGUGUGUGAGUGUAUGUCUUAAUAUGGGCGGAGUCUGUAACGAGCUACGAUGUGAAUAGCUCAACACGUAAUUUAGAAGUUGCAGAGCCCGGCAUGCCCCAAACAAACACAUUGCGCGCUUGCGGCCCUCAGAGACUGUCGAUUGGGGUGUAACGUCAUUCCACGACAACACACAAGACCCGAUGCACGCGCCGUAACUGGCUACGUGACACGCGUGCGUGUGGAAUUGACAGUGACUGUGGGAGGGGGGCGAGUGUGAGCCCAGUAGGGCAGCCUGAGCCAAGAUGGAGUGUUUAUGAAUGUGCGAUGGGACAGUGGCAAGGCAGGUCCCAGACCCCAGCAGAUGGCAAACAGUUUACAACGGCAGGGCAGGAGUGCGCGGCUGGUCGAACGUCGGAUGGUGUUGAUGGGGUGCUCGCGGAGUGUGUGUGGAUGCAGCUCCCCAGCUCGGGCCCAGGCUAUAAAGGCAGAGGCCGGUGAGCGUUGGACGUACGGUAAUCUGCGAGGCGGGGGCUGGGAGCUGAGGCUUUGCUUGUGUACACAAUGAAGUGGUGGUGAUGCGCGGGGGCUGUCUGCAGUUGGAUUAUUAGCCGGAUGGGGCUCGGAGAAGGCGUCGAAUGCCACACACACUCAGUGUCAACUGAAGCAUCAGUUGCGCAGCCCGAACCUCAGCCUGACUGAUUGGGGGCCACCGGACUGACGGGCACGUGGCCUGACUGAUGAAAGUUUGCGCAGCUCGCGUGAGGCAGGGUUGUCGUGUACAUGGGAGAUGCGACGGGGUGCGGUGAUGGCAGUAGUAAUGAGUUGAGCGUUUACGUAGGGCUGUCCAUAGGGUUACAGCUGUGAAACAGUCCCGCAGGCUGCGUCUGCCCUCGCAACCGGAGGUAACACUGGCAUGGCUUCACGCACCGUGUAAGCUGUCAUCCUG